Molecule: messenger RNA, 3773 nt
Organism: Paramormyrops kingsleyae
Lineage: Eukaryota; Metazoa; Chordata; Actinopteri; Osteoglossiformes; Mormyridae
Source: RefSeq, a predicted model, not a curated record
UGGAACUACAGUGGUUCCAGCGCUGAUUGGUCAGACUCACGGCAAGUCGUGCGCAACAACUAACAACGCAGUUUCACAGCCGGUCGCGUACAAACAAGCCGGUCGCGAACUGUGUAAAAUAUAUAACAAUCACACACACACACACACAUAUAUAUUUAUUUGUGACAUCAAUUUCUGUCAGUCACACAACGCCAAUAAAAUGAAAAUUAGCAAUCGUGGAAAAAUAAUGCGACGCUCCUUGGAGUGAUAAACAGAAUAACUUUUAUUCCGACGUUGUCGCUUACAGAAUAUUGUUAUACUGGCUGACUGGAAUACACAGGUGUGUGUAAUAACCAAACAUUACAGACGUAAUUUCCCGAGAACAAAGGCAUGGAUUCGUAUCUGGCCGCUGUAGUGUCAUUCUGCUCUUCCAUAAUGGCAAUGACAGCUGUCAGUGAAUAAGGAGUACUUAAUCAAAAUGCUGUACUCUUUUCUAAGGCGACUGUUGUCCCUCUAAAGUUAUGUGUGUAAUGAAGAAACUGCACAACACCCAAUGGUCUGCAUAGGGCUACAAAUACACACAUGUAUACACAUACAAGGGAUAAUGAAAGUUGUCCUUCAUCAUACUUUGUGGUUGUCUGUGACCUCCAGAGGAAUACUUAAGUAAAUUAGGAAAUUUGGCACAGGUGGGAAAUUAUGUGCUGCUUCAACAUGCUCUACACUACUUAAAGCCAGUGGGAAGAGGUCCUAUAUCCCAAUGUUAGUAUGGAACGAAAGCCACGAUUUACAGCUGCAGAGCUAUCUGUAUUAGUAGAUGAGGUGGAGAGGAAUAGGGCAAUCCUUUUCUCCAGGCUCAAAAAUGUGACCAUAAACGCGGACAAGAAACGAGCUUGGGAGGACAUCACAGACAAAAUAAAUUCUGUGGGCCAUGGCUGGAGAUGCACAGCGGUGGAUGUGAGGGGGAAGUGGAGGGACUACGCCAGUGUGACCAAGAGGAAGGCUGCAGGGCUCAGGAGGGAGCAGGAGAGGACUGGUGGUGGGAGCACCAGUCUACCUCCUCUCAUUCCUGGGGAGGAGCGAGUCUUGGCUAUUCUAGGGCCAGAGGCACUUGAGGGAGUCCCAGGAGGCAUAGAUGUCUGUGGUCUACGCACCUCUCAGACAUCAAUGCUUUCUACUCCUCGGUCACCUCCUCCUGGCCCAGCAACAUCUGACCCCUUGCAGUGCAGUCCUCAGGCGUACUCCAUGCCAGGCCCCUCCACAUCUGCCAUGCCUCUGCCAGGCCCCUCCACAUCUGCCAUGCCUCUGCCAGGCGCCUCCACAUCAGGCCCCCUCCGGCGUGGCCAUCACUCCCUUAGGGCUGCAGUUUCCCCUGAGUCCCCUGAAUCCUCUCAGCCUGGGAGCUCACCCACCCCCAUCCAUCCCGCUGCCUCGCCACGGCACACCCGCCGGUGCAGAAAUAUUCGCUGCCGGUGCAGUGAAGAGCUCCUCAGGUCUGAGAGUGAGGAAAAAAUCCAUUCUGAGGGACAUCAGGGAGGAACUGGUGGCCCUGAGGGAACAGAAGGAGAGACACCAUCAGGAGGUGAUGGCCUACCGGAGGGAGAAAUUGGCCUUACUGGCCCAACAGGUCAGCAGACCCAGCGUCACACUGCACCUCCCAACCUCCGACAACACUGAGUGAUCAUGCCUGCCAUGACCGCCAUCCCUUCACCUCCUUUUUUCCCCCCUUGUAAAUAGGCCUGGGUAUCAGGCCUAAAUGCCUCCCACAGCUAGCCACACAGACUAUGUAAUCUUUCUUGGAUAUAUAUGCAGUGUGCAGAAAUUUUUAAAAAUCAAUCAAAUAGUUCAAUAAAUUGAGAAAGAGAAAAGUUUGCGACGAUCCGCUUGUAUGAUCCUCUUGUGUGCCACAAUCCCGAUUGUGACCAGCUGUUUUCUGUUAGUUUGAUUAUUCCGGUGUAUUUAAGUCCACAUCAGAGUCUGUAACCCGAGGUCUGUCAUUGAAGUCUAGUGAAGUCUCAAUAUGUAGUGUUGCCAUUCGUUGCCUGUUCCAUGUCCCUGCUUCCUUGUCAAUUAAAUCCCCCGUUCCCCAAUCCUACGUGUCCUUCACCUGCUUCACCAUCUCGUGCACUGCUACCGGAUGUGACAGACAGAAUGACAGACCUCUCCGAAGACACACUGCAGCACCUUGGUCUGCUGCAAGAGGUAGUGUGUUGGCUGAAUCAGCCCGAGGUCUGUGAGGACCCCGUGGUUUGAGUCUAGCCAGCCGGAGCGGGACCCUCCUGAGUGAGGCACCUCCGCCCGGGAAUGCGUGCCCCAUAUGAGAGGUACAUGAAAAUCUCUGGCGGCUGAUGGAGCGGAUAACAGAGAGGCGGAUCCAGCUGGUCACAAUACCAAGUGGAGAAAGUGUUGACCAGAUGCCCGUCAUCUCCGAAGUGCUCCCAGCUUCGCCACCCCAAGCCGACCGGGUGUAGAAAGAAGAAGAAGCGGAAAGUGCCAACAGUCUUCAUCAGGGCUGUUUCUGUCUCCGCAGCUUCUUUGCCUGCCGGAUAUCGGAAGGAACACCUUCCAAUACUGAAACCAGCUGUUUGCGCCCUAUAUCACCGCUGCAGUUUCACUGCCGCCACCGGCCAUAGCGCAACCUCCAGCAGUAUACCCCUGGAUAGAGACACGCCUGGCGCAUAAAGAGGUCAGGUCAAUUAGGGACGAUAUCCCGCGGAUCCCUAAGGUCCUUAAAGGGGCAGUGCCUGCUACGAGGAACCAAAUCCCAGUUCCAGUCCUGGUGGUCAAGGCUCCUGCUCCUGAUGUUCCUGAUCUAUCUAUGGUUUCUAACCUGCUUGUAGCUCCUGUCCUGCCUGUGCGCGUACAAGUUAUCUUAGGUUGGCGUUCACGGUUCGACUUAUGAGAUUCAGAUCGAGUUCUAGGUCAUUUUUUUUUUUCGAACUGGUUGGUUCGACUUUUAAGAAGUCCUAGUUCUAAUGAGUUUGAGAACUGAGGUACCACUGUAUAUAUAUCACAUCAGUUACAUAGAAAAAACAAAUAGGCAGUUACGUUUUUGAUAAAUAGUAAUGUCAAAUUUCAAUCAUGAUGGAGACUUCAGACUUGACUCGGACUCUAAUUUUGUGACACGUGAACAUCUCUGAACACAGCCAUGACAUAUUGGAGUACAACCUCACUCCUUCUUGUAUGUUAUUGCUUAAUUGUACAUGAGUGGUUCAUGUAAAGUCUUACUGAAAUAUUUUUAUCAAAAGAAAAAUCAAUCAUCCAUAUAUUUUCCCCACCUUAAAAGAGGGCAUAAACAAGUUUACAUUUAGUUUUAGACUGAGGUUUUAAAUCUUUUGAUAUACUGGAACAUCUAGUGGCCCAUUAAAAUUAUCAGUGAACCAAGAUGAACCUCAACCUAGUUAUGGAAAACUGGGUUAUGUUAGGGGAUUAGGGAACAAGCUGAGCAGACCCAAGACCUGUCUUUAAUUUUGACACUCUCGGUUUUGCAGUCACUGCAUAUACAAAACACAAUGACAUAUACAAAAUAAAUUAAACAGUGGUAAAUCACUCUACAGUGUUUAUUUGAAAUACCGUUAGCAAGUUAUCCAUACUUAUGUACUUUUUCCCUGUAAAACAGGAAAGCUAUUCAUUUAUGCCAUAAAAUAGUGUUGUGAUGGGGUGAGCGAGCGAACCGGGAAGCAGGCGAAGCAAGCCGUGAAUGCAGGCAAACGGGGUUUAUUCCGGACAACAGGACAGAGACACCAACAAGCAUCAAUGACGGAUCUGGGGUAACGUACUCAGACGCGGACUAAAUA